UUCUGUAUGUGUUAUGUAGUCUACGUAGGAAGGUUGUUCUAGUUACUUUGUGGCUAUUUAACUGUGUUGCUUGGUUGUAGCUGAAUUCAGACUUCAAAUACGGAUAAUUUUAUCACCUGUAACAUGCGGGCCUUCGCUGCAGGAUGCGCGUUUGUUUUUGAGUACCCUAAAACCGUCACAGUCAUCACCCUAACAGGUGUGGGACUUUUUGCUUUGAAGAAAUGGAUGGCAGGCGGUGUGUGUCGCAGCAAAGUCCGUUUAGAUGGAAAGACGGUGCUGAUCACUGGAGCCAACACUGGGAUUGGAAAAGAAACUGCCCUUGACCUGGCUAAAAGAGGUGCAAGGGUCAUUCUGGCCUGCAGAGACAUGGACAGAGGCAACAGAGCUGCAGAAGAUGUGAGACAGAAGAGUGGAAAUAACAACGUCGUGGUCAAGACGCUGGACCUGGCAUCCCUGCAGUCGGUGCGACAAUUUGCUCGUGAUGUGUUAGCAAACGAAGAGCGGCUGGAUGUCCUCAUCAAUAAUGCAGGUAUUAUGUCCUGUCCACAGUGGAAGACCGAAGAUGGUUUUGAGAUGCAGUUCGGUGUGAACCACUUGGGACACUUUCUUCUAACAAACUGUCUGCUGGAUCUUUUGAAGAAGUCAUCUCCAAGCCGCAUUGUCAAUGUCUCCAGUUUAGCCCAUGAAAAAGGUCAAAUCUAUUUUGAUGACAUAAAUCAGGAGAAAAAUUACAACGGAUGGAAAUGCUACGCUCAAAGUAAACUCGCCAAUGUCCUCUUCACAAAGGAGCUGGCUCACAAGCUUCAGGGUACUGGAGUAACAGCAUACAGCCUCCACCCUGGAGUAAUUCGGACUGAGCUUGCCCGACACAUGUUGCCCACCAUUCCCCUGUGGAAGAGAAUUGUGUACAAACCAGUUGUUUUCUUCAUUAAGAACCCAACACAGGGGGCACAGACCACCAUCUACUGUGCUGUGGAUGAGAGCCUGCAGAAUGAGAGUGGACUCUACUACAGUGACUGUGCCCGUAAAGCUGCUGCCCCUCAGGGACUGGAUGAUGAAGCUGCUAAGAGGCUGUGGGAUCUGAGUGCCGCUAUGGUUGGUCUGACACAAUCUCAGUGACACUGAUGAUGACGGUCGUUGUUCUCACCAGACCAUAGGAUGUGUUGGUGCUCGUUCUGGAAUCACACAAAACGUAAGAAGUAGACAUUUAAAGGUUGAAUAUGGAACAGUUUAAUAAAAAGCUAUAUUUGAAAAAAAAUCCUACCUUUACGGAGCAUUUAGAGGUAUGCAGAACGAAGGUACAGUAUUUCCUUUAAAAGCUAAAUUUUAAUUCAAAUAUAAUGAAAUAUUUCUCUUGACGGGUAUGGCAAUGGGUUAAUGUUUACAUCUACCAUCCAAUAGAGGGCAAACAUGAGGGUUGCCAAAUACGGUAAACAGUUCGCUCGGCGCAGUGAGGCUGGCACUGUGGAAAAUCUCGGACUCGACAAGUGCUGGUACUGAGCCCAGAUGUUCUAAAGUUAAAUACUGCUGUAAAAUACAUGUACCAUGUCACUGGACAUGGUGCUGGCUAAUCACUUCAUGUGAACGUGGGUAUCCCGACGGUUGGAAACCUUGUUUCAUUGUUGCGGCUACAGCCUCCACACCCUAGAUGUCGCUGUGGUGUUUGUGUUCCGAGUCAACCUUUAACUAGACACUAGAACAGGGCUAUUCAAUUCCCGGGUCUCGAGGGCCGGGAUCCAGCACGUUUUAGUUUUAAUCCUGCUUCAACACAUCUGAUUUCAAUCAGCAGGUGUUUAACAGGCUUCUGCAGAACCCGACGAGCUGCUGCACAGGUGACUCAACCACUCAUCUAGUGUGCUGGACCAGAGAAAUCACUUAAACGUGCUGGAUACCGGCCCUUGAGGCCCGAACUUGAAUAGCCCUGCACUAGAACAAACUACUUCCAAAAACAUUGUGGAUUAUUUUUUAAUUACUUUUCCUGCUUGAUUCUUGUGUUACCAUUAGCAUAAAAAUAUAUGAUAGUUUACUAAUGUUUAUGUAAAUUAGUGUAUGAUGUUAUUUAAUACUUCAAAUAAAACUUUCAAGUAAGGUUGUUCAAACAGAAAUUAAAAAUAUUAGCUGAUAUAAUCAUUUAAAUGAUAUUAAAUAUCACUUUGGAAAUGACACGUGAUUUAACAGUAGUUUACCUUAUUAUUGGUGCAUUUUGAUUGUUACCUCCUUUGAAAAAAAAAUCAAAUACAUCAUUGCUUGUUUCACCUGUUAAAUAAACAAUAAUAACUCACA
This is a messenger RNA of Nothobranchius furzeri (turquoise killifish), 2283 nucleotides long. RefSeq names its product retinol dehydrogenase 12. The record is from RefSeq and is a predicted model, not a curated record. Lineage: Eukaryota; Metazoa; Chordata; Actinopteri; Cyprinodontiformes; Nothobranchiidae.